AUGAAACUUCAGGCCGUUCUAGCAAAAACUGCGCUAUUCUCUGCCGCAGUCGCAAAGGCUUCGCAGAAUACGACUCUUGCCCAAUCAGGGCUUCCUGUCAUCGAGGUUGUUGGCAACAAAUUCUUUGAUUCACGUUCAGGUGAACAAUUUUUCAUAAAGGGGAUCGCUUACCAGCCCAGUAGUGCGCCACAGGAACUUGAGGUUGGCUAUCCGGCUGACACGAAGUAUAUCGACCCUUUGGCAGAAGUUGAAAUAUGUAAACGGGAUUUGCCGUAUUUGAAAAAGCUCGGAGUCAAUACCAUUCGUGUUUACUCCAUUGAUCCAACCAAGCCACAUGACGUUUGCAUGGAGGAGUUGAGCAAGCUGGGAAUCUACGUUCUCAUCGAUUUAUCAGAACCAGACACCUCUAUAAUUAGGGAAACACCAACAUGGGAUGUAAAAGUAUUCCAGCGGUACAAAGACGUAGUAGACUCCAUGCAGAAAUACAAUAAUGUUUUGGGCUUUUUUGCUGGUAACGAGGUCACUAAUGACCGCACGAACACAGACGCAUCGCCUUUUGUGAAGGCGGCUAUCAGAGAUGUCAAAAACUACAUCAAGCAAAUGGGAUACAGAACUCUUCCGGUUGGAUACUCAACAAACGAUGACCAGGAGACGAGGGAUCACUUGGCUGACUACUUCGUCUGCGGUAGCGUAUCUGCAGACUUCUAUGGCAUAAAUAUGUACGAAUGGUGCGGGCAUUCAUCUUACGGCACGAGCGGCUACAGAGAGCGGACUAACGAGUUCAGAAACUUCCCUGUGCCGGUGUUCUUUUCGGAGUUUGGGUGUAAUACAAUCAGGCCCAGGCCCUUCACAGAAAUACAGGCCUUAUACGGGACCAUGAUGACGCCCGUAUGGUCCGGUGGACUUGCAUACAUGUAUUUCGAGGAAGAUAACGAAUACGGUGUGGUCAAGGUCACCAAGGAUAACCAAGUUCUAGAGCUCCCAGAUUUCCGCAACCUACAGAAAGAAUUCGAAAAGGCUCGCCCCAAGGGGGUAAAGCGCAGUGUCUACGAAAAGACAUACAAGGUCAAUUCCAGAACCUGUCCGGAAAAGUCCGCCACGUGGAAGGCAUCUGAAGAACUACCUCCAACGCCAGAUGCACGUAAGUGCGGCUGCUUGGAGCAGGCUUUGCCCUGCUUGUCGCUCAGCCUACAAGACCCAAUGUCAUACAAGAACUACUUUGAGUAUGUCUGCGGAUUCGUUAACUGUAUGGACAUCAACGGUGAUGGAAGUUUGGGGGUGUACGGUGAAUAUUCAGAUUGUGACACAAGACAAAAAUUGAGUUUACAACUCAGUAAGCUAUAUUUGAGACGUAAAAUAAGCAAAAAUGAAUGUCCCAUCGCCAGCAACGAUUUCUUCUUCAAUGCCAAGAGCAUAGGCAUUCCGCAACAAUGCCAGGGCGUUAUGGAGGAUGUUAAAGUUCAAGCUAAUAAAAAGCUAGUGGAGCCAAAGCCUGCUGCUCCAGCUGGCAAAGACGUCAAUGCUGCCGGUUCAAGCGCAUUGCACCGCCUAAACACAGCCACAUUGGUAUUGGUGUCCACCACCGCUUUCAUUUUCCACCUCCUUCUAUAA
Molecule: messenger RNA, 1611 nt
Organism: Eremothecium gossypii ATCC 10895
Lineage: Eukaryota; Fungi; Ascomycota; Saccharomycetes; Saccharomycetales; Saccharomycetaceae
Gene: GAS2
Product: 1,3-beta-glucanosyltransferase
Exons: 1
Coding region: 1-1611 (536 amino acids)
Biological process (GO): fungal-type cell wall (1->3)-beta-D-glucan biosynthetic process
Cellular component (GO): fungal-type cell wall; cytoplasm
Molecular function (GO): 1,3-beta-glucanosyltransferase activity
Source: RefSeq, marked provisional